UUGCUCGUGUGACUCGAGGGUGUGUGUGCUGGAAUAGCUGGUUAGUUGCUGAAAUUACAGCAAAAUACAACUGUAACAAGAUGGCAAUGAUUCUGGCAUACUGGGAUAUGAGAGGGCUUGCUCAGCCAAUUCGCCUGCUGUUGGAGUACACAGCGACAAAAUAUGAGGAUAAAUUCUAUGUUUGUGGCGAAGCUCCCAAUUAUGACAAAAGUUGUUGGCUUGACAUCAAGUUCAAACUUGGGAUGGAUUUCCCCAAUUUGCCUUAUCUUGUAGAUGGAGACAGGAAAAUCGUCCAAAGCAAUGCCAUCAUGAGAUACAUUGCUCGAAAGCAUAACCUUUGCGGGGAGACGGAGGAUGAGAAGGUUCGGGUGGACAUCCUUGAAAAUCAGGCAAUGGACUUCCGUAAUGAAUUUGUCACACUCUGCUAUAAUACAGAAUAUGAGAAAAUGAAGCCUGGAUACAUGAAAAAACUUCCUGAAACUCUGAAACUAUUCUCUGAUUUUUUGGGAGACAGGAAAUGGUUUGCUGGAGAUAAGAUUGCCUUUGUGGACUUUAUCAUGUAUGAGCUUUUGGAUCAACAUCGUAUGUUUGAACCCAAAUGUCUGGAUAAGUUCAAGAAUCUUAAGGAGUUUCUGGACCAUUUUGAGGGGCUUGAAAAGAUAGCAGCGUACAUGAAAUCAAGCAAGUUCAUGAAGUCUCCAGUGAACGGUAAAAGGGCAACGUGGGGCAACAAGAAAGUGUGAAACUACUUUGAAAAACAAACAUGUCCUUUGAAGUCAUCACUG
Molecule: messenger RNA, 785 nt
Organism: Sardina pilchardus (European sardine)
Lineage: Eukaryota; Metazoa; Chordata; Actinopteri; Clupeiformes; Clupeidae
Product: glutathione S-transferase Mu 1-like
Exons: 8
Coding region: 81-743 (220 amino acids)
Biological process (GO): glutathione metabolic process
Molecular function (GO): glutathione transferase activity
Source: RefSeq, a predicted model, not a curated record